UAUGGAGUCAUGGGCGGGGUGGUUUGUUCUUCUGUGUUGCCAUAUGUUGUUGUUUCACUUCUCAAUCUCUCAUUCCUUAUGUCAUCCUCACGAUAAAAUUGCCUUGCUCCAAUUCAAAACCUCUCUCACUUCUUCUUUUGAGUCAGCAGAUAUCUCUCCCACUUAUGAUGAUGCCACUUAUGCUUAUAGCAAUUAUGCUGAAUGCAGUGAUGUAGAUCCAAAGACAACAACAUGGGAAAAUGAGACAGAUUGUUGUUCAUGGGUUGGUGUUACUUGCCACUCCAUCUCUGGUCGUGUCAUAGGUCUUGAUGUCUCAUGCAGUGGCCUUUCCGCGGAAAUCCUUCCGAACAGUACUUUUUUCCAUCUUUCUCAUCUUCAGUCACUUAAUCUUGCUUUCAAUUAUUUCUUCAACUUUCCACUUUCAUCUCUCUUUGGUGGCUUUGCGAGUCUCACACACCUCGAUUUGUCUACUUGUGACUUUUACGGUGAAAUUCCCUCUCAAAUCUCACAACUUUCCAAAUUAGAAUCACUCGAUCUCUCUGAUAAUUACAUGUUAACCUGGAAAGAAAGCAGUUGGAAGAAGUUCCUACAAAAUGCAACAAUUUUAAGAGAGCUUAUUUUGGAUAAUGUAGAUAUGACUUCAAGUUCAAUGAGGUCUCUCAAUAGGUCUACUUCUUUGGUUAGUCUUAGUCUCCGUGGCACUGGAGUCUGGGGAAACUUGAAAAAUGGCAUCUUAUGUUUACCAAAACUUCAACAGUUACACUUGUCAUCUGUUCAUCUCGGCCCUGGUUGCAAACAGCUUCCGAACUUGAGUUGUAGUGCUGCUUCUCUUACUGUAUUGGAUCUUCCAAUGAAUCUGUUUGAGGGGCCAAUCCCUGCCUUUUUCUCCAACUUCACCUAUCUUACUUCUCUCGAUCUCUCACUAAACAGAUAUCUCAAUGGUUCAAUCCCAUCCUCACUUUUAACCCUUCCACAUUUAACUUUUUUAGAUCUUCGAUUCAAUCAAUUCAGUGGCCAAAUCCCAAAUGUCUUUCCCCAGUCAAAUAAAUUUCAAGAAUUAGAUUUGAAUCAUAACAACAUAGGAGGUGAGCUACCAUCAACACUUUCAAAUCUUCAACAUCUCAUUCUCUUGGAUCUUUCAGUGAAUAAAUUGAGCAGUAAAAUUCCAUUGUCAAUUCUAAAUCUUCAAUAUCUCGUUUUCUUAGAUCUUUCACAUAAUAGAUUGCAGGGUCCUCUGCCCAACAAAAUAACAAGUCUUUCAAACCUAACUCGGUUAUACUUCAAUGACAACUUCCUAAAUGAAACGAUUCCUGCUUGGUGUUUAUCUUUACCAUCUUUGCUAGAACUAGAUCUAUCAAAUAAUCAGUUCACAGGACAUUUAAGUCCAAUCGUGUCACAGUCCUUCGAGUUUCUGUAUUUGUGCAACAACAAGCUACAGGGCAAUAUUCCACAAUCAAUCUUCACUCUUGUAAAUCUAGGCCAAUUAUGCUUAUCAUCAAACAACUUAAGUGGUUUUGACAACGUCAAUUAUAGUUUCCCUAGGUUAGAGAGAUUGUAUUUAUCUUCUUUAGGUUUGUCUGAAUUUCCAAAAUUGUCAGGAAAAGUCCCAAUGUUGACAGAACUUGAUCUAUCCAACAACAAAUUGAAAGGAACAGUGCCAAAGUGGUUACAUGAAAUGGGUUCAUUAAAAUUUUUGAACCUAUCCCAAAACUUGUUGACAACUCCAAUGAACCCAUUUUCAAGGAACUACAACCUCCAAUUCCUUGAUCUCAGUUUCAAUUUACUCACUGACAAUGUGUCUUCCUCAAUUUGUAAUAUAAGUUUACUUGAAGUUCUCCUCUUAUCUCACAAUAAGUUGGUAGGCAUCAUUCCACCAUGCCUUGCAAACUUAUCAGCCCUUUAUAUUUUGGAUCUACAAAGGAACAAACUAAAUGGCACAUUACCAAGUAACUUCUCAAUGACUAGUUGUCUCAGUGUUUUGAAUCUCAAUGACAACCAGUUGGAAGGUAUUUUGCCACAAUCUUUGUCCAAUUGCACACAAUUGGAGAUCUUGAAUCUUGCCAACAAUCAAAUUGAGGACAAAUUUCCUGACUGGCUUCAAACUCUACCGAUGUUGACAGUAUUGGUAUUGCGUGCCAACAAAUUGUACGGUCCCAUUCCAAGUUUAAAGAUGAAACAAGGAUUUUCAAGUUUACAAAUUUUUGAUAUCUCAUCCAACUGCUUCAAUGGUUCAAUACCAAAAUCCUACAUACAAAAUUUUCAAGUCAUGAAGAAUGUUAUUCAUUAUAAAGAGGACGAGCUAUACAUGCAACCUUACAGUAGUAACAGAUCUGUGACUGAAUUUGCAACCAUAACAACAAAAGCCAUAAGUAUGACAUUCAAAAAGGUUCCAAAAAACUUUAUAACCAUUGAUUUAUCCAGGAACAGAUUUGAAGGAGAGAUUCCAUGUGUAAUUGGAGAGCUUCAUGCUCUUAAAGGACUCAACUUGUCUCAUAACAGACUUAGUGGUCCUAUUCCCAAAUCCAUUGGAAAUUUGACAAACUUGGAAUCAUUGGAUCUCUCCUCAAAUGUUCUCAUUGGUAGGAUACCCACAGAAUUAACCAAUUUAAACUUUCUUGAAGUCCUGGAUCUUUCCUAUAACCAUCUUGUUGGAGAAAUACCGCAUGGAGAACAGUUCAACACUUUUUCAAAUAACUCUUACAUUGGAAACUCAGGACUAUGUGGGUUCCCAUUGUCAAUGAACUGCAACAACACUGAACAACAAUUUCCAUUUUCUCCGAGCUUCUGGGGAGAAGAAAGAUUUGGAUUUGGAUGGGAAGCGGUUGCUAUAGGAUAUGGAUGUGGAAUAAUAUUUGGAAUUGGCUUAGGGUUUAUUGUAUUGUUGAUUGGAAAGCCUGAAUGGCUUGUGAGAAUGGUUGGAGGUGGUCUCAAUAAACAAUGAGAAAUUGAAACGUUACGAAAACUUUAUUUGGAUCCAUUUGUGGAAU
Vigna unguiculata (cowpea) is the source of this 2987-nucleotide messenger RNA. RefSeq lists its product as uncharacterized. Gene Ontology annotation, molecular function: protein binding. The record is from RefSeq and is a predicted model, not a curated record. Lineage: Eukaryota; Viridiplantae; Streptophyta; Magnoliopsida; Fabales; Fabaceae.